AUUUCCUCUUCCAUUUUCGAAACCCAUAGCUGCCCUAAUUUCCUCUUCCAUUUUCGAACCCUAACCCGGCAACAAGCUCCACAAUCGACGCCGGCAGAAGGAACUCCAACGGGCAGAAGGAACUCCCGGUCCCGGAUCGAAGCUGCUGUCAGCGGCGUCGUCAUCUAGUCGUCUGAACUCUGGAGCUUCUGGCGUCGGUGUCGUCUGGUCGCCCUGGUCGUCGGCGUCGUUGUUCUGGUCGUCCUGGAACUUAGGCCUUCUUGCUCUCUGCCACGGACCAUAAAAAUUAAAACAGAAAUCUUGUGAACUGCAGUUAAUAAAUUGAAGUAAGUUCUUUUUUGGCCAAAAUCACUGGCCAUGGAUGACAUAUUCGAUUCUUCGCUGAACUUGGAGGAGACCCACCACAAGGAAGGAUACAACCAAGGCUAUUCUGAAGGUCUUGCUACUGGCAAGGAAGAGGCCAGGCAGGUGGGCCUCAAGGUAGGCUUCGAGGUCGGUGAGGAGUUGGGCUUCUACAAGGGCUGCAUUGACCUCUGGGUCUCUGCUAUCCGGGCUGACCACACGGUGUUCUCUUCUCGGGCCCAAGCAGGUAUCAGGCAGAUGGAAGAGCUGCUCCAGAGGUACCCCAUGAUGGACCCGGAGGACCAGCACGUGCAGGAGAUCAUGGAUGAGCUGAGGCGCAAGUUCAAGAUGGUGUGUUCUUCGCUGCACAUCAAGAAGAUUGAGUAUGAUGGGUACCCGAAAGCAGCUGCUUCCGACGCCAGCAGUCUUGAGUUUUAAAGGUGUUUCUUCUUUCUACUGUUGUAGACUUACAGCAUCUGAGAUUUAGUGAGGAUUUUCCUGCUGGGGCUGAAAAGUUAGUGUUUGGUUCUGGGAAUGAAAAUGCCCCAUGGAUUGGUUAUGAACUUAUGAUCAUCUUUAGUAACAUCAGAUCCUGCUAUGAUCUAAAUUGUAUAUAUAUAUAUAUAUAUAUAUAUUCUGAGGUGAAUUUUUAAUAUUAGAAUAUGUUUAGUAGUAUCUUAGAUUUGAUGAAAUUAUUUCUAAGUGUUACAUUUCUAAUUAUUAUAUUAUUAAUUUUGUAGUUGAGUUA
Molecule: messenger RNA, 1090 nt
Organism: Arachis duranensis
Lineage: Eukaryota; Viridiplantae; Streptophyta; Magnoliopsida; Fabales; Fabaceae
Exons: 2
Coding region: 358-780 (140 amino acids)
Source: RefSeq, a predicted model, not a curated record